AAAUACAAUGUUCUUUGAUAAAAUGACUGUUCGUCCUUCUAAAGAUUUAAAAGAUGAAGUAGAAAGAGCAAUGGUGAAUGAAAAUCUGGAUAAAGAACUGAUGAAAGUAUUCAACACUUGUGGACAUUUCUUACCCAGAAAAAUAGUUAUAGGGCACAAAUUAUAUAGAAAGUCUAACUUAUUAGCGAAUCAUGAAAAUAAUAAUCAGAUUGCAAUUAUUCAACAAGCAGAAUGGAAAAAUACUGAAUGA
This is a messenger RNA of Dentiscutata erythropus, 250 nucleotides long. The record is from the annotation of a GenBank genome assembly. NCBI's taxonomy places the organism in Eukaryota, Fungi, Glomeromycota, Glomeromycetes, Diversisporales, Gigasporaceae.